GUGAAGGAUGUGAGUGACAGUGAGAAAUACGCCGACCUCUUGGUGUUCGGCUAUGCCUGCAAACUCUUCCGAGACGACGAAAGGGCUGUUUACCACGAACAUGGAAAACAUCUUAUUCCAUGGAUGGGGGACAAGAGCAUCACGAUUGAUAGGUCGGUUGAACAAACUUAGAACCGAAACAUUAUGCUAACCAUCUGUGCUGUCCGUUAGCCUGUUUCACAAUGCAAGGGACCACUUGGAGUUUGUCUUGCAGAAGCUUGUGAACACCAGCAACUGGCGACGAUUGUGUUAUUUCUUGCCUGUUAACUUGUCCUUGGAUGUACCUGAAGUGAUGUGACAUGUUUUUUUUACGAAGUUUUUACUGUAACGUGCCAACAUGCAAACGCAUACCAGUGUUUUUAAUAGUAGCCUUGACUGGCUACUGAUACUCGUUGGUAUGGACACCAGCCCAAAGGUACUGUCAUCUAAAAUAAGUACAAUCGAUACAAAUGGGGUGGAGAUAGUCGAUUUAACUAUCAAUGCAAUUCGCCAUUACUUUGAGCUAAAUACACCUAUUUGCCAAAACUUUAAGACCAGGAGACAUGCAAUAAAUCCCCCUUCAUGGCCAUUCAACCGUAUUAACAUUUUGAGGGGUGUAGUUUGUGGUGCUGUUAAAGUGUACAAGAUUGUUUCUGUUACUCAGCCUCAACACACUGGCUAAAAUGGGGGUUGUCAAAAAUAAUAUGAACAGUUGCUCAUACGAUUCGUUACGACUGCAAACCACAGCCCCAAAAUUGAAAACACAGUUGAACCAGCAACUUUCUGAGGUAUUAGAAACCAGUGCUGAUUAUCGUUAAGAAGCUGAGAGCGGCCCUUAGUGCAGGACUCAUUUUCACCGUCUCUGCAUAAUGAACUGGCAAAUUAUUCUUUAAUUGGUGUAUUUCAAACCCAGUUUCUACUUUGGUUGGUUCUGAAAUAGGCUUUGCAUCUUGGCAUGUUAGGAGAAUUUCCUCUGGGAACUUCAACUCCAUGGACAGAGUUCUAAUCGAACAAUGUGGCUUUAAAAUGAUGUACGACACAGGAGAGUGUUUGUUCUUUCCGGCCCCUUUUCCCCCCCCGACACAUUCUUUCUCUAUGUGACAUGGGACUUUAAUAUUCUUUGAUAAAAUCCAGAGGCAAAUUCUGUCCAAGACUGAAGUUACUGUAGUUGAGGUGAUUCAAGAUUGACCGAUGAGAAACUCGUGUUCGACUAACAAAAGCUUGAAAGGUGCUUUUAGCCUUUCUGAUAAAGUUUCUGCAGCUGAAGGAGUUCCGCUGUUGCCUCCUUGCAGAAGCUGAACAGAGACCAAACUGCUCUGAACAGUGCAGGCGAUUUAAUUGAAUCACCCUGAACUGCAGCAACCCAACUUAUGUUUCAUUUGUACAGCCUUUGUAUGUGUGUCUUUAUUACAUAACCCAGUUUCUUCCCCAGCAAGGUAGGCUAAGGGGUCCUUCCAAACCCUGAAUGCCAACCUCGGCACCCCAUUUCUUUGCCUUCAUGGAGAAACUGCAACAGAGAGAUGGCGUAGAGGGACGAACCCUGGAAAAUGUCGUCCAUUUGGGUUCUUACGGAUAGAUACGAUGGCCGUGGUCACUUACAUGACCUUUCAGAGUAUGACAGCGGGUCAUGGAAUACAUCCUACCAGCUGUCCGAGGAGGAGGCCAGGAUUGAGGCGCUGUGCGAUGAGGAGCGGUACCUGGCCAUGCACACUGACCUGCUGGAGGAGGAGGCAAGACAAGAGGAGGAGUACAAACGUCUGAGUGAGGCGCUGGCUGACGAAGGCACUUACAACGCGGUGGCUUUCAAAUACAGCGCCGACUACUACGACCCCUCCCAGCCCACUGAAGAGGAAGACGCUAACAAGGCAGUCGAGGAGACGGAGCCUGAGGAGAACGAAGAGCCAUUUGUUGCUCCCGCAGGGCUGGAUAUCCCCCCUGAUGUGGAACUGCCGGCAACCGUCAAGACUCACAACAUUAUUGAGAGGACAGCCAACUUCGUGUGUCAGCAGGGGGCUCAGUUUGAGAUAGUGCUGAAAGCUAAGCAGGCCGGUAACUCCCAGUUUGACUUUCUUCGGUUUGACCAUUACCUGAACCCUUAUUACAAACACAUCCUGCGGGCCAUGAAGGAAGGUCGAUACAACCUCAGCGCUGCCAACAAGCAAGAACAGUCGCAGGAAUCUAAUUCCGAUGAUUCAGACGAUGAUGGAGAUGGCAACUACCUUCAUCCCAGCCUGUUUGCUCCUAAAAAGAGCUCUCGUCUGGAGGAGCUUAUGAAGCCUCUUCGGGUAAUGGACCCAGAUCAUCCGCUGGCAGAACUUGUACGAAAAGCCAAACAGGAAAGAAAUGGCACUGCAGCAGUAGCAACUAAACCAGAGGAACCUGCAUCCACUACACCGGCACAGUAUACUGCCGACCCCAACGCAGCUGCGAUGUACUACGGAUACUACAUGCUCCCAGAUGGAUCGUUCUGCUUAGCCCCGCCUCCCCCGGGCGUAGACGCCACCUCAUACUAUAACAGCAUGCCUGCGUCUCUCAUGGCGCCCCCCGCUUCCUCUGAGGCUUUGCCUCAAAUGGCGACAACGGCGACUCCAGCCGAAACCGUCACCGUGGCGACACCGGCUAUAGCGCCCUCUCAGGUCACCACCUCUGCUGCUCAAGUGUGUGUACCAAGUGUACCAGAAACCAGCUCCAAGGCCGAGGCGCCGGCUUCCACACCAGCAGCAGCAGCCAUCAUCCCCCCACCACCUGACAUCCAGCCAGUCAUAGACAAGCUGGCCGAGUACGUUGCAAGGAACGGUCUGAAGUUUGAGGCCAGCGUCCGUGCCAAGAAUGAUCCUCGGUUUGAAUUUCUGCAAUCUUGGAACCAGUACAACACCUACUAUGAGUUUAAGAAGAAUUACUACAUGCAAAAGGGAGGAAGAAGCUUUGCAGAGAGUGGGACAGUGGACGAUUGUGACGAGCUUCAGUCUGACAAGUCGGCCAUGGAUUCCAAGCUGACAAAAGCCUCGUUUGCCCCCAUCUGUUUUGCCAUCAAGGCAAAGGAAAAUGACAUGCUGCCACUGGAGAAGAACAGGGUUCGACUGGAUGAUGACUCGGACGAGGACAAGCUGUUAGAAGAGCAGGGGCUGGAAGCCGUGAUGGGGGGAGCUGAGACGGUGGACAGGGAGCCCUCUGCCACCAGCGCCCCAGAAGAGAAGAAACCCACCCUCAGUUUGGAAGAGUUGGAAGCAAAACAAGCCAAGCAGAAACUGGAGGAUCGUCUAGCAGCUGCAGCCAGGGAGAAGCUGGCCCAGGCAUCUAAGGAGUCCAAGGAGAAACAGCUACAGGCGGAGAGGAAAAGGAAGGCAGCACUCUUCCUACAGACCCUCCGCAACCCGCUCUCUGGAGAACCGGAUGCCAAAAGAGCCGAGCUGGAGUCGUGUUCCCAGUUUGAGCUGCAAGAGGCCCUUUCGGUUCUGUCCGAUCAGGCGCCUCCUCAAGCGUCCCCCGCACCGCCCGUGUAUCUUCAGGAUCAGAGGCUCACCGCGGAGAACCAGAACCAUGGGGCCCAUCGCAGCAGGGACGCCCCAUCCAGCUCGUCGUCCUCUCACGCUACCUCCAAGGGAGCGCACAGGGAUCGGGAUCGGGAUCGGGAUCGAGACAGAGACAGGGAUAGAGACAGAGACAGGGAUAGAGACAGAGACAGAGAUAGAGACAGAGACAGGGAUAGAGACAGAGACAGAGAUCGAGACAGACACAGAGACAGAGACAGGAACAAAGGUAGAGACAAAGAGAAAAAGAAGAAGAAACACAAGAGGCGGUCGAGAUCGAGGUCGAGAUCAAAAUCAAAAUCGAAGAGCAGAUACUCCCUUCCCAGUGCCUACAGGAGGUCCCACAGGAGCCGAUCCCGUUCCCACUCCCCAGGGAGAAGGGACAGGAGGGGGCCCUCAUCAGAAAGGAGGCGUGAGGAGAGAGAGCGGGAACGCCAUCAUCCCAGCAGCAGCUCCGGUUUGCCCAAGGGACAUUCACGAUCCAGGUCCCCUCCCGAACAAAGGAAGAGCUCCCUGGCAUCCUCAGGACAGAUUCAAACUGCAGCUUCAUCUUUCUCCCCGUACUCUUCGCCGAGAGUUUUGUCCCCGUCUGCGAGCCCCGCCUCCAGCCUGGGCCACUCAAGGGGGGCCUCUCAGGAGAAAGACAAGGCGGUGGCGUCAUCCAUAGUGUCUGCUGUUCAGUCCAAAAUAACUCAGGACCUGAUGGCCAAAGUGCGAGCCAUGCUUGCCACCUCCAAGACCUUCCACCCUCCCGAUUCCUAAAGAGGGCGCGAGGGUUCACUUUCUAGCCACAACAACAUCUGCCAGUCAGCGAGCGCUGCUCUCCGGUUUCCUGGAGAUUCUCCUGGCACGCAUCUGUUUCGCGCUCCCCGUGUUUAUCCACAAUUUAUGAUUUCAUUUUGACUUGAGCAUCUUGAUUUAAGAGGGGGAAGCACCAGGCUUCCCACCUGAGAAAACGGCUCAUCAGCGGGGAGAUUUAGAGAUUAUCAUUGCAGCUGAUACAGCGUGACUCGGUGCAGGGAGAAUAAAAUGUGGAAGUAAUCAUAUGUUAUUUUGCAUCCAGUUUUAAAAAUUCUUUUCUUUUGUGUUUUGACAUUCUUUGCAGCGUUGCCUAAAGCUGCUUGAAGUCUGUAUUCUCUCCUUCUAUGAAGGUUUUGAUCAUUUCUCUCACUGACUUUUCUCUGCUGCACAUCCCCCAGCUCUCUUUACUCCCACCUGAGAAGCAGUUUUAAUUUUUUUUUUUCUACUCUGUCCCUCAGCUCUAGUGUGUGGCCUUCUGUUUCUGUUCCCGGUUUGUAAUGGAUUUAAUGCAGAACAUCUUUGUAAUCUAAACUGUCAAUAAAAUCUCAGUUAUGAUUUA
Messenger RNA from Mugil cephalus (flathead mullet), 4908 nucleotides. It is a transcript of the gene sfswap, whose product is annotated as splicing factor SWAP. Lineage: Eukaryota; Metazoa; Chordata; Actinopteri; Mugiliformes; Mugilidae. The transcript is spliced from 19 exons. Gene Ontology annotation, molecular function: RNA binding. The record is from RefSeq and is a predicted model, not a curated record. Gene Ontology annotation, biological process: RNA processing; mRNA 5'-splice site recognition. Bases 1566 to 4310 code for a protein of 914 amino acids.